Symbiodinium natans is the source of this 1317-nucleotide messenger RNA. Lineage: Eukaryota; Dinophyceae; Suessiales; Symbiodiniaceae. The record is from the annotation of a GenBank genome assembly.
AUGGAGAACCUUCCUCUGGCACCAGAGACCUGGCAACCGCGCGCCACGGUGCCUUACACUGCCCCACGUCACGCAGGACUCGCCGCGCCUUUGCAGCUGGAUGGCUUGGCGUCACAGGCGGCCUUGUGCACCGGCGCAUACUUGCUAGGACGAGGUCGCCGGAGUGCAAAGACCCGCCAUCGGAGCAUUGGGGGCUCGGCUGGUGGCGCCAUCGCGGUGGCAGAGCGCAGCGUCGCCGAGAGGCUGCUGGAGAUGUCGGCGCGCGACUUGCGGCGGGAGCUACAGCUACGGGGCCUAAAUACCGACACGAGCCCCGACAAGCAGAUGCUGCUAGAGUUGGGAACUGCGAGCGGCGUGCUGCCACACUCCGCUGGCCGCCGACGUCGGCGCCUAGCGGCGCAGGUGGACGAGCCGCCCAUCAUCGUUGCCUUGCAGAGGGUCCGACCCCAUCAUGACGACCUCGUGCCAUCCGGGGCCUUCACGGACGGGGAGCGCUUGGCCCUGCCUUUGUGGUCGAAAACGAUGCCGUUGGAGCGCCCGCGGUGGUUUGUGCUGGACACCUCCCUCAAAAGGAGUGCGGUCGCUGCCAGCUACGCCAAAUCGCUUGGAGUUGCUCCGGAUGGGGGGCCUGUGCAAUGCUUGCAUUUUGCCAACGAACCCGUUGGAGAAUUAGACGUUCAAGUCGUACCCGACGGCUCGGUUGUGUUGGGAUCUUCCACCCAAGACAUCGCGGGGCUGCUGGGUAUGGACUUCUUCCACCGCUUUGACGUAGACUUGGACUUGCCAAGGGGCAUAGGCCGCGCGUGGCCCAGUGGCAGUAGUUUACCUCGAGGCUUUGGUCUCACGGAUGCGGUGGAAAUUGAGCUGAAGGGUGACCGGGGACUGUUGGAGGUCGACGCGCACUUGCGCGGCACCGUGUGCAGCGGCACCGACCUUCGCAGCGAACCGCUGCGGGCCCUGGUGGACCUCGGGCAAACGUAUUCUGCCUGCAACUGGAUUGCGGCCAAGCAGGUGCAGAUUUCUGGUGGCGCCGAUCCAUGCAUCCGCCGUGCUGGCGAAUGGCUUGGCUUGGAUGGCCGCCCGGUGGAAGUCCACGAGGCAGACAUGGGCGUGGAGUUGCCAGGCCGCGUGGGCGGUGUGCUCCAGGGCGAGCGCCUUUGCAGCUCCAGGCUCUUCUGGCUUGCCGAGACGCUUCCCAUCUUGGAGCGGCUGGGUUUCGACUCAUCACAGCCACUGGCCGUUCUGGGCCUGGACACUGUGGGAAGGGUGAGGCUGGCAAUUUCUGCAAAGCACAGGAGGCUGUGGCUUCCCAUGUGA